Messenger RNA from Caenorhabditis angaria, 5749 nucleotides. NCBI's taxonomy places the organism in Eukaryota, Metazoa, Nematoda, Chromadorea, Rhabditida, Rhabditidae. The record is from the annotation of a GenBank genome assembly.
AUGACUUGUUUUAGGUAGAAAACCAAGUAUUUUCGGUUAAUUUUUUGAGAUUUCAGUGAAAAUUGCCACGUCAUAGGUAAAAAAUCGUGUUUUUUUGCGAUUUUCAUGCUUAAAAUCGCAAAUUUUUUGAAUUUUCAGAAUUUCCCGCCACAAAAUGCCCCAACAAUUCGUGGAUUUCGCGGAAAAUGUGAGUUUUUUCCGUGCAAAAUUGAGAUUUCCGAUCAGUUCACCGAAGCAGCAAACUUUUCUCCUCGUUUUUUUGUUUUCCACCCAAAUUUGUGUGGUUUUAAGUAAGAAAAACCUCUUUUUUGUGGUUUUUCUCCAAAAAAGUUGGCUCAAAUCGAAUCCUAAUUUAAAACAACUCCCAAUUCAUUUUCUUUUCUUUUUUUCUCUUUUUUUUUUAGCUUCUUGUUACUUUAUUUUUGUGGAAGAGUAGGAGUUCUCCGGUGAGAUUUUCGACCAAAAAUUGAAGAAUUUUGAGAAGGUAGGAGAAAUAUGGUGCGAUUUUGUACAUAGGGGAAUUUUGAGAAGGUAGGAGUUUUCCGUCAACAUUUUUUCCCCGAGAAAAUCAAGGCAAUUUGAAUAAGUGGUCAUAAAACAUGGAUUUUUCUUCUUCUCAAUUUUUUUUGAACAUUUUUCCUACUUUGAAAAAAAAACUUGUCGAAAAUCAUUGCAGAAUUUGCCUACCUGUGAUAAAAUUUGAAAAUCUAGUCAAAAAUCACUGCAGAAUUUGCCUACCCUAAUGAAAUUUGGGUCAAAAAUCACACCGGAGAACUCCUACUUUGAAAAAAAAAAAGUUGUCGAAAAUCCUGACAUUUUUUGCCUACCCUCAUGAAUUUUUGCUGUCAAAAAUCACACUGGAGAACUCCUACUUUUGAAAAGGUUGUCGAAAAUCCUGACAUAAUUUUCCUACCCAAUUUGAAAUUUUGGUAGAAAAUCACACUGGAGAACUCCUACUUUGAAAAUUGAAAAAAUAAAAUGGCUGUCGAAAAUCCUGACAUUUUUUGCCUACCUGUAUGAUCUAACGAUUUUUCUGUCAAAAAUCACACCGGAGAACUCCUACUGAACAUUGUUUUCCAGUAGAAAAUGCCACUGGAGAACUCCUAGUGGCUGUCAAAAAUCCUGACAUUUUUUGCCUACCCAGCCUGAAAAUCUGGUCAAAAAUCACUGCAGAAUUCGCCUGAUCUCUCCUCUCUUCUCUUUUUUUUCAUUUUUUGAUGAACCAAUUAAAAAAAUCUGACAAUUGUUGUCAAUUUAUAUGUUUUUCCUCUUUUUCUUUUUUUUUUCAAAAAAAAAAAAAAACUUUUCUUUAAAAAAAAUCCGCCGCAGAAAAAGUAUUGUUUUUGGCGAAAUUUGAUACAUUUUUUUCCAUCAUCGAGUUUUUUCGCACAGAUUUUUUUUUGCAGACGAAAAGCUUGCGGCCCAAUGGAUGACGAGGAUUAUAAUUCGGUGAAUUCCGAUUGGGAAAGUGUGUCGGAUGAGCCGCCAAAACUCGAAAUUCCCCUACAAAAAGUGAGUUUUUCGGGGAAAAUUUGGGAAAAUUCGGGUUUGUCGUGAAAAAUUGGCCAGGAAACAUAUGUUUUUGACACGGAAAAUGUUGAUUUUUAUUGAUCAGAAGGUCGCGGGUUCGAUCCCCGGUGCCUGCGGAAUUUUUUUUUGAAUUUUGAGCCAGAAAACCCUGAUUUUUUGCAUAGAUCUCUUUGUUUUUUAUUGCCCAGAAGGUCACGGGUUCGAUCCCCGGUGCCUGCGGAAUUUUUUUUUUGAAUUUUUUUCACUCAAAAUCCAUGAUUUCGGACCAGUUUUUCACGGAGAAUUCGAUUUUCAGCACUAGAAAAUCUGAAAAUUUGUCUGAAAUUCCAGAUCUACAACGGUCAUGUUCCUCCAAUUGAAAUCACACGAUCCAAUUCACCAUGUCCAUCACAUUUGCCAUCACCAAGUCAGUUUGGGGAGCCAAAAAAAAAUACGAAAAAUUUUUUUUUUCAUCGUAAAAAUCCGCGCCUUGGGCUCUUUUCCCACGGGAAUUUUGAGCUGAGCAACAAAAAAAAUUUUUUUUUAGUUUUGAAUAUAUUUUUAUUGUUUUUCUUGUGAAAAUUUAUAAAAUAUGGUUCAGAAGGUCAGGGGAUCGAUCCCCAAUUCCUGCGAAUUUUUUUUCGAGUUCACCGUAAAAUUUGAGCCGGAAAACGUGGUUUUCCCGCAGAAAAACAUGGUUUUUCUAUUGAUCACAAGGUCAGGGGAUCGAUCCCCGGUGCCUGCAAAAUUUUUUUUUUGAAAUUUCAGAUUUUCAGGCUGAAAAAUGCCCAAUUUUUCACCGGUUCCCCCCAAAAAAAUCCCUGGGGACCUUUUUCCCCACUAAAAAAUGUCGCCAAAAUGGAUUUCUUUUGGCUUUUUUUUUGGCUUUUGACUUUUUUUUCCGGAAAUUUCCGGUGGAAAAUUUGAAUUUGAAUUUGGCGCCCGAAAAAAAGCGCGCGCAGCAAAAAAAUGGCAAAAAUAUAUAUUUUGAUUCAAUUUUUCUUGGCGCCGCCAGAAAAUCUCAUCAUUAUUUUUUUUUUUUUUUUUGUGUGUGUGUGGCUUGUGGAUGAGGCUUCUUAUAUUCAUUUUGAGAUUGAUUUUUUUGGCGCCAAAAAAUUUGGGGGGUACUGUAGGUAAUCUUGUCGAGACCCUGAAUUUCAUUGGAUUACUGUAGGUAUAUUUUUUCUGGGAAUACUGUAACAGUUUUCCCGCCAAAAAUUGAAUUUUCAAAAAAAAACAUUUGCCACGUGGAUUAAAGGGACAUACAGUACUUUUGAAAAAACUUAAGGCAGUCAAAAAUCUUGACAUAUUUCUCCUACCCACCAAAAUCGUUAGAAAUCCACAUAAGUUUAAAGGGACAUACAGUAACCUUUUUUUCAAAAAUCUACUGUAGAUCCAUUGACAAAUAUGGUCUCGACAAGAUAACCUACAGUACCCCAGCCAAUUUGCCACGUCUUAGGAUGUCAAAAAUCCUGGCAUAUUUCGCCUACUGUCAAAAAUGCUACCAUAUUUUCCCUACUUUCCCAUUUUUGGUGUCAAAAAUCGCCAAAUUUAAGCCACGCCCCCCUGUAAUAAAUCAUAUAAAUAAUAAUGAAAAUAAAAAAAUUUGGUGGUUUUUCAGCCCCAGAAAAAAAUAUUAGUAGUGUUUUCCGCUUCUUCUUCUUCUCCCAUUCUUUUUCAUUUUUUUCCUGCUUUUUUCUUUUUUUUUUCCGUCAUUCUUAAGUUGAUGAUGAGAAAAGAAGAGAAAAGAUCUUCUUCCACCUGAAGGAAUUUUUUCUCUUUUUUUUUUCUUCAUAUUUUCACCGAGUUUUCCACUGCUUGUUGUGCUUUUUUUCGAGGAAAAUUCGCAGAUUUUCAGCUUUUGAGCUGAUUUUAUCUGAAAUUUUUUGAUCUACAGUAACCCUAGAAAUUUGGGCCCUAUUUUUUGAUCCAAAAAAUAUGUGGCACAAUUUUUAUGAUCCACAAAAAAUGCAGUUCUACAGUAACCUUAAGGUUUUCUGAAACUUAGGGCCGAAAUUUGAUGAUCUAUUAGAAAUUUGGAAUUUUUUGAGCUACAGUACUCCAUUUGAUAUGAAUUUUGUGACCCACAAAAACUGCAGUUCUACAGUAACCUUAAGGUUUCCUAAAACUUAGGGCUGAAAUUUGAGGAUUUGAAAAUUUUUUUUAACCCUAGAACUUGUGGCUACCAAAAAUUUGAAUUUUUUUGAGAUACAGUACCCUCUGUGAUCUACAGUAACCCCUCUAAAAAUCCCAUUUUAAGCCAGAAUUCUUUGAUCUUUCCAAAAAAAAAUCAGUCCACCUACAGUACUCCUGUCCCUUUAAAAACCCCGUGAUUUCUUUUGUUAUUUGAGUGACUCAAACUUUUCGCCCUGCAAAAAUUUGCUAUCUCAAAUUUCAUAUCAACACUACAUUCCUGAUUUUCUCUGCGUCUCUAACGCGUAUAGAUUUUCUUGUCGAGACCCUACUCCUUUUUUACUGGUUUCUCUGCGUCUCUAACCCCCUUUCUCUCACUCUCUCUCUCUCUCGUUCCAGCUGAAAUAUUUUCCCAGAUUACUGUAAGGAUUAUCUUGUCGAAACCAUAAAAUUGCAUUUUUUUUUCACUGUUUUUCUCUGCGUCUCUAACCCCCCUCCCUCCUCUCACUCUCUCUCUGCGUCUCAAACCCUCUCUAUCUCUAGCUGAAAAUUCCAGAAGCGCUCCGCCAAAAAUAAAAAAAAUGACGGAAAGCUCUCCGGAGCCGCUGGACGAUUUGUAUGAUGUGGAGCAGCAAAAUGCACAAAAACGCCGUCCGGUCGUCCGUUGGCAAAGUAUGAAAGAGGAGGCGAGCAGUAUGCGACGUGUCGAAACUCUCCCCGAAAUGCACAAUCACUCGGAUGGUAGCGGUUCCGCGCCGCCGCAGCCGCGCGGAAGACGCGCGCGGCAUCGACGCAGACAACAUUUGAGACGUGCUAAUAAUAAUGGUUCGCGGUUUUUUUUUACAAAAUUCAAUUUUUUGUGCAUUUUCCGGGUUUUCUAGCAAUUUUCACAUGUUUCUUGGGAUUUUUUCGAAUUCCUGAUGAAAUUUGGAGAUUUUUGACACCCAUAUUGAUAUAUUUUUAAGAAUUUUGAAAAAUUUCACCAUGGUGCAAUUAAAGUUUUGAAUCUAGGAAUUCUGAAGUUUUCACGGCGUUUUAAAUGUGAUUUUCAGAUUUUUCAUGAAAUUUCACGAGUUUUGACACCCAUAUUGAUAUAUUUUGAAGAAUUUUAAUUUUUGGCGCCAAAAUUGCACCAUAUGGUGAAAAUUUUCAAAUUUUCUCGAAAUUAUAUCAAAAUGGGUGUCUAAAAUCUCCAAAUUUGUUGAAAAAUUCGAAAAUUUCAGGAAAAACCAUUAGAAAACCCUGUAUCGUGAGAUUUGGUGGAUCUUUGGUGCCAAAAUUGCACCCUAUGGUGAAAAAUUCAAAUUUUCACCAAAGUAGGUCAAUAUGGGUGUCUAAAAUCGUGAAAUUCCGUGAAAAAUCUGAAAAUCCCCCGAUUUCCACCAAAAAAUGUCUAGAAAACCCGGUUUCACGCAAUUUUUGACCCGAAAAUCUGAUUUUUAUCAAUAUGGGUGUCUAAAAUUGUGAAAUUUCACUGAAAAUCCCACAUUUUUCAGCUGAAAUUCGCUUUCCAAAUAAUUUUCCUUCAAAAAAAGCGUAUCAAAUCGAUAAACACUUGUCACACAUUCUUUCUUCUUUCAAACAAGAAAAAAACUUUUUUUUGUGCCAAAAUUUUGUUCGCGAACAGAAGAAAAAGCGAAAGCGGAGCUCAAAAAAACAACAGCUGGCAUGUAUGUUUUGAGUAGCCCAAGAAGUUUUACAAAAAAACAAUAUAAUGAAAUUGUCCAGGGGGGCUAAAAAUCUGAAAUUCACUCUGAAAUCGUAUUUGAAAUUGAGCACGCCCUCCAAAAUCCUGCCUAAAGCAUUGCUCAUGUCAGGGGGAGCAUUUUGAGACCAAACAUGCCUUGAGCGGAGCGAGUAAAAAAAAAUAUUGCUCAUAUUAAGGGGGCCCUGUCAAAAUCCACCAAGAAAAUCUGAAAUUUUUCCAGACGAAGAUGGCGAUUCGCACGGCAGCCUACAGCACAGUUUUCUACGAGUUCCAGUCGGAUUAUCGGGCAGAUCUUCUCCAUCGAUUGCAUCGAUGGGUUCGGAACCCGAGUCUUGUAUUGAUGACACACAGUUUCUGAGCGAUGAUGAUGAGAUAGGUGGGUUCUGGGGGAGAUUUUGA